Parathielavia appendiculata is the source of this 363-nucleotide messenger RNA. RefSeq lists its product as uncharacterized. The coding region runs from base 1 to 363 and encodes 120 amino acids. Lineage: Eukaryota; Fungi; Ascomycota; Sordariomycetes; Sordariales; Chaetomiaceae. The record is from RefSeq and is a predicted model, not a curated record. The transcript has 3 exons.
AUGUCCGCGACAACACUUGAAAGUGCUCCUGCGCCAGAGGCAGCGGUCUCUAAACAAUUGGGAAUGCGGAAAAAUGGCAAGCAAUGGCAUGCCCCGAAGAAAGCUUUCCGACCUGGAUCCGGUUUGACUCCCUACGAGCAGCGCGCAAAGGCAAGGGUGGCACAAGCUGCUGUGAAGGCCAUGGAGAAAGAAAUGAAGGAAGAAAAAGAGGCGGAACGACAGAGACGGAUACAAGCUCUGAAGGAAAAGCGAGCUGCGAAGGAAGAGAAAGAAAGAUACGAGCAGUUGGCGGCGAAGAUGCACAAGAAGAAGCUGGAACGGCUGAAGCGCAAGGAAAAGCGCAACAAGUUGCUCAACUCAUGA